GGAAGCCCGGGUCUCCUCUGCACUGGUGGCUGCUGUACGCAGGCCAAGCUGUUUCUGUUUCAGUCUUACAGCUAAGGGAAUCAUGGCCUCCUCCUCCUCUUCGCUGUCACUACUGACCAUCAACACGUCACUUCUAGCAGCUCCAGCAGAGGCGUGGACCUCCAGAGAUGAAACUGGAUCAGCAACAGGAGCCAUUUCUGAGUCUGAACUGUCUAAAACCACCAAGUUGGGCUGUCUGGAUUUUGACUGUGAGAAAUCAAACACAGGCAGCUCCUCUGAAUCACUGGAGUCACUGUCACUUAGGAGGAAUCCAGGUCUACCGAUGCAGGUCAUGCUGAGCUGUCAUACAGAGAUCUACGUUACUCACGCCAGUCAAGUUCUGCAGUUCGCGGGUUCUGGAGGAUCAUGGGAGCGCGUCAGCUGCGUCACGCUCACGUCUUUCAAGAUGGCGGCGCUCGCGUCCUUGAUGCUGCAAUCCAGAGCCUGUAUUCUGUUCAGUCAAACACCCACAGUUGUACUGACGAGAUUUGCUUCAAAGAAAUCAGGAGGAAGCAGCAAAAACCUAGGAGGGAAGAGUGCUGGCCGUAGAUAUGGUUACAAGAAACAAGAUGGGAACUUUGUACAUGCGGGCAACAUCCUUGCUACACAACGCAAGGGUUUAAUGCGCUGGCAACCUGGAGCUCAUGUCGGUAUUGGAACCAACAAAACACUUUAUGCCCUAGAGGAUGGUAUUGUCAGAUUCACCAAGGAGGUGUACAUUCCUCUGCCACGAAGUGCUGAAGCCAGGGAUGUGAUCCCAAAACUUCCCAAGGGUGCUAUUCUGUACAAGACCUUUAUCAAUGUCGUUCCUAUAAAACAGGAGAAUACAUUUAAACUAGUGGACAUGGUAUGAAAAAGACUUUCUUCAACUUCAGUUUGAUCUGGAUUCUUUGGACUGGUAACCCACCCUGGAAUAUUUUGAUGGUCUCCUUUCAAAUGUGUCUAAAAAUUCAGCAGUAAAAUAUUUGAUUUCUUCUUAUUUGUACAGUCAUGUUAUAUUCUAAUAAGCAUGUUUACCAACACUGUGACAUUGUUCAAUUCU
Sinocyclocheilus anshuiensis is the source of this 1081-nucleotide messenger RNA. RefSeq names its product 39S ribosomal protein L27, mitochondrial-like. Gene Ontology annotation, cellular component: ribosome; mitochondrial large ribosomal subunit. The coding region runs from base 83 to 892 and encodes 269 amino acids. The record is from RefSeq and is a predicted model, not a curated record. Gene Ontology annotation, molecular function: structural constituent of ribosome. The transcript is spliced from 5 exons. Gene Ontology annotation, biological process: translation. Lineage: Eukaryota; Metazoa; Chordata; Actinopteri; Cypriniformes; Cyprinidae.